Messenger RNA from Trachemys scripta elegans, 5008 nucleotides. RefSeq names its product chromosome 6 C18orf54 homolog (gene C6H18orf54). The coding region runs from base 254 to 1783 and encodes 509 amino acids. The transcript has 7 exons. Lineage: Eukaryota; Metazoa; Chordata; Testudines; Emydidae. The record is from RefSeq and is a predicted model, not a curated record.
CCAAGCGCCAUUUUGAAAGAAGUGUCGUUGUACUUUAAACUAGCGGGCGGCAACGGCGGCUCUCGGGUGCUGAGGAGAGUAGAUGUCGCUGCUGACUGUCCCGGCUGGGUAUGGUGCCUUAGAGCCCCCGCGGGGUGUCCAAGCGGCCAAGCCCCCCACUGGGGCUCAGCAUUGUAGCCUCCCCGGCCGGAGCGGGGAGUGAGACUCUUCAGAAAGAUGAGAGGAGAUUCCAUUAGUCAUUUGGAUAAAAGCCAUGGCAUGCUCGUUUGAAAAAGACAACAUUUACUCGCCUGAAUCUACUGUGUCUUCUCUCCUAGCAAGCUGCAGCCUUAACAGUAGUAACUCAAACGGCUCAAUUCAAUACAAAGACAAGGUAUACAACUCUGCAUCUCAGGCUUUGGAGGCUUAUAUUGAAGAUUUUGACCAAAGUCUUAUGUCUUCAGAAGUAAGCACUGGAAAAAUCUGCAUAGGUCAGAGUACUCCUAAAGAUAAGUCAGCAAAGUUUGCUUCUGUACAAAAAUACGCUUUGGAGGACUUUAACCAGCAAGUAAAACUCAACUCCAUUGCCUCACCUUUUAUAAGACAAACUGUUUGUGACCCAGACUUGAUUAGUCUCACCACAGAUGAUCUACUAGCAUUUCCAGCAGAUGGAUCACUGCCUUUUAUCCACAAGAGUCCUUCUGGGUCAGGGCUUCAAAGUGGCAAGUGGAUUAGGAAGUCACUGAAAAAACCUGCCUUCUAUCCUUAUCAGACUUCUGCAUUUGAUGUUGAAAAAGACUUUGAUUUCCAAGACAAUGGCAACGCUGUGGAUAAUCGAAAUCAUUACAGAGACGUUGACAAAGAGAAACACAAUGUGUAUAAAUCUCACAAAUACAAUUCUAUAUUUUCUAAAGAAAAUGCAGGGGAUUGCCUUUUUCAACAACACUCUGAGUCCAUUUCUGUCAAGAAUUAUCCAAGGUGGCUUACUAGCCAUAAGUCUGACUUGAAUGUGUCGGGGAUAAGUAGUAUUCCUGAUUUCAAGUACCCAAUCUGGCUAAAGAGUCAUAACCUUUUAUGUGAUUCAGCUAAUCAAAGUUUUAUUCAAACAUUGAACAUGCAAGAUGAAUUUUCCUCUUCACAAAUGUGUGAGAGUAUGAAAAAAAAACACAUUGUGAAUAAAUUAGACUGCAAUUCUUUUGAACAAAAUAGUUAUCUGGAGCCAACAGGUGACAGUGAAGUAACAGGAAAUUGCCGAUAUGUCAGACCAAGUACAGACUUCCAACCUGGCAAUGUUCUCUCAAGACAGUCCAAACAGCCAUUCAGAGAUGACCAGAUUGAGUUGCUUAUCUUGAAGGCAAAGAGAACUCUAGAGUCUUCUGUUGAGAAUUUAUCAAGUGCUCUGAAAAAUGAUGGCAGCCCUUGUACAGUAGAUAUACUGGAAGCAGAAAGAUCCUGGGAAAAUGUUCCAGUUGCUUUCAAACCUCCAGUGCCUGUACACUGUGAGGAGGAUGAGAACUCUCUACAAUCUCCCAAGGCUAACAUUGUAAAUGAAUUCCUUGAAGACUGUUUAAAUAAUGACAAUCAGCUUUCAGAAGAAGCAGUUUCUGAAUUAAAGCAAUGUGACAAUGUCGUGAUCCCUAUUACUAAGUCCCUUCGAAGGGCUUUACACCAUUUGUCCCGGCUCAAAGGCCUAGUUGAUGAUACCAGUGGCAAGCAAGAUCAGAAAGAUUAUCAUCAAGAAGAUGGAAAGGGAAAAAAUCUACAAAUAAGAAAUACCUUGUUGGAAGCUGAGCAGUCUAUAUAAUUAAAAUAUUAGUACCUGUAUAAUAACCAUUAACUUUUCUUUGAGAGCAGUUUCAUAGGUCAAAUAUAUUUUUAUUUUUUUAAAUUUGAGAAAAGUGUGUUAUUUUAAAAGUACCAUACAGGAUUUCUACACUUUUUUUUUUUUUUUUUUUUUUUUUUUUUGCAUUGAGGUGAAAACUCCAAAAUGUAUGAGUAAUACAUAUAGAAUCUAGUAAAAUCUAAUAUUAUCUGGAAAGAUCGAUACUAUAAAGAAUAUUUAUUUUAUUAAAAUAACUUGAGCAACCAUCAAGGAAAAGACUCUGUGGUCUAUAAAUAAAAUUCAGAAACUCAAAAUGCUACGCCACAUUCAGCAGCCCCAUUACAUCCCCCACACUCUGCUACAAAAUUGAUAGAAAUAAGGAAACUGAAGAGUGAGGUAUAAACUUACGCAAACAGGAAGGCUUUGCAACAAUAUUACAAAAAAGCUCUAGGAUCAUUGCUUUCUGAUGGAACUUUAUUUUGACAUGAUUAUAGUCAGGAGCAAAGCCUACAGAUUACUGAAUUUGCUAACUCUAGAAACCCUUCUCAGGCAUUUCUCUAAUACAAGUCAUGUAAUCCCCUUUCAACCAUUAUUUCUAAUUACAGUAAGACAAUAUCAUGACAGAUUUAUAGGAUGAAAUACCAAAGUUCCUCAAGAGGCCAAAUGAGUCUAGCUGUGACCUAUUUCUUUGGAUAGAAGUGCCAUAAAAUAUCACCUAACUUUGAAAAGUAGUCCUUUUAAGCAUGCAUUUGCAUAGCUAUGCAUUUUCUUCCAUGCACUUUGUCAGUUGAGAGAUUAAUCGCUAAAGGUCAGUUAGGUUUUUGUUCUAAUACAGUUGUAUAAAAUCCCCUCAAACCAAGUCAGUAAAGAAGCUUGAAAAGAACCAAAAGAAUGCAUUUAAAAGUUCCAGAAUGCUGCAUCAGUUCUUCAGGCUAGAGCAGUGUUAAAUAGAUCAUUCAAGGAAAAGCUAGUUUGUCACUUGAAGCCUGGUGCAAUGAUGUUUGAAAUUAAAAAUAAAACAAGCAUGAAAUUUUUCAAGUGCCAGGAUGUGGGAAUUCUGUAUUUAAAUUAUGCCUGUUGCAUACUUCCUAGAAAAGAGCUGAUUUGGUCUCUAAAGAUAUAUGUUGGUAAAUUGGUAACGAAAUAAAUAUAUUUUUAAUUAGAUUAGGGGCUCAUUAUGUCUCUUCACCACUAUGUACAUGCUUGUGGCUAAGUGUUAAUAAAUACUAUUUUACAUCUGCAGCUCACAUGAAAACAUUGUUUGGUAUUUGUCAUUUGCAGAAUUUUGAUUAAAAAUAUUGUCAGCAGUUAUAAUUCACUAUAUAUACACUUUAUUAAUAUCAAGUGCAUACUUUUUGUCCAGGUUUUCUCAGUUAGCCUGUAAAGUCUAAACCCAAAUCGGUAAAGAAAGAUGUCUGAUUAUUAAGUAAAGUGGAGUAUCUGUGAGUGGAAGUAAAGAAUAAGCCACUUAACAUACUGGAUAAAGCAUAGCUUUUACACAUUUUAAUUGACACACAAUAUAUAUAAAUGCCUGUGGUUCCAACAAGAUCCUUCCAGUGCCAGCCUUCAUGGUUCUGCUUUUUAUACUAGUCCUGCAUAAUUGAAAUAGCUGGUUGGAAAGUGGGGGAGGGGCUGACUUGGUAUAUUGGUAAUAAAAGUAUAAGGCGGCCCUAAUUCCUAAGUCCAGCCAAGCUCUGCUUCAUACAGGACCCAAGAAAGGGUAUGCCAUUCUUGUAGUUCCCUGAUCUAGGAAUCUCAGUGUUGCUGCAUCUUACAACCCAGCUCCUUAUGGCCCCAAUGGGCCCUUCCAUCAGAGAAUAGAAGUACACCUCUACCCAGAUAUAAUGCGACCCGAUAUAACACGAAUUCGCAUAUAACAUGGUAAAGCAGUGCCCCGGGGGGACGGGGCUGUGCACUCCGGCGGAUCAAAGCAAGUUCGAUAUAAUGCGGUUUCACCUAUAACGCGGUAAGAUUUUUAGGCUCCUGAGGACAGCGUUCUAUCGGGGUAGAGGUGGAUAGAGAUACUCUAGCCAUUCCCUGUAUACAGUGGAAUUCCCAGCUUUCUACUUUGCUUGUUUUAUAGCCCUAUCAAACUGGUAGAGCAGCACAAAAGGAUAUGUACCAGAUUCAUGAAUUGGGCCCAAAUCCUUUGACCUGCGUCUGUGUGCUUAAAUCUGUCCCAGGGUAGUAAUGCCAUCUGUCAAUGGUCAGUGAAAAAGUUGGUGUCAGUCACGUUGUGUGUGAAUUCGUGUCCACGUUAAAAUAAAUGUGAUUUUUUUUUAAAUGUAUUUAUUACUGAAAAGACAAGAAUUGGAUGGGAAUGAAAUCUGAGCAGUCACCACACCCCUAUAUGUGGUCUCUCAAGGUCUGGGUUGAGGUAUAUUGACAAGACAUUUGUAGGAAGCCUUUACAACAGCUCUGUAAGCUGUACCUGUUCUGUUACUAGUCCAGUCUCCUAGGCUAUCAAGCCAACAUUGUAUCAUUACUAAAUUCACUGUACAUAAAACACCAGAUGAAACAUACGUAUCUCCAAAUGAAAACAGAAUUUUCUAGCAAGCCCCUGUCACAUGUACAGUGAGGUCUCAUAUGUACAACAGAUUUGUGAUAAACUCAAAGCUGCCAAUUUGAAGAACUGUAAGAUACUAAAAGAAAAAAAUAGGAUGAUUAGUAAUAGAAAAGAGAACUAAUAAUUUCCCCCUCUUGGCUCCCUGCAAGUUAAGAAUGAGUAAGUAGAUGGGAAAACCUAUAGUUGUGAUGGCUUUAAAUACCAAUUUACUGUAUCUGUUACUUUGCAAAAAGAAGUCUGGUGAUUGUCAUAAUAUGAGAACUUCUGGCUCUCUGCGUGUGUUCAGAAGUUUGGAUUACACAAAUGUAUUGAGUAAAAUGUCUGGAUGUAGAAUCAGGGUCCAAUAAAUGAGGACUGUUCUACUGUAAAAGAUUGUCUGUAAAAGCUUUUAUACAGCAAUACAUUGUAAGUACACCAAUGACCAUACCAGAUAAUGUAGUAGUCUUAAUACAGAUACUAGGUAGCGUCUAUCUUUGAUUGUCAAAGAUGAUUAUACUGAAGAUCUCGAGACUUAGCAGGAAAUAUGCCAUUUUUCCAUAGAUUUAGUGUGACAAAGGAAAAACACGGACAGGGAAGGUGUUUUUGACCUGAUUCUCCUCUGCUUUGCACAGUCAUUCAUAUCUCUGCAAAGUGGAUGUAAA